CCUGAAGUCAUCACUUAUUUUACAUCAGAAAAUUCACACUGGGAAGAAACUCUUUGAAUGUAACGAAUGCAGGAAAGCCUUUCAUUAUAAGUGUUGCCUUACUCUCCAUCAGAGAAUUCAUACCAGAGAAAAACCCUUUGAAUGUAAUGAAUGUGGAAAAGCCUUCAUGUGGAAGACCCAACUUAAUAAACACAAGAGGAUUCACAUUGUAGAGAAACCCUUUGAAUCUGAUAACUGUAUAAAAACUUUCAGUCUGAAAGGAAUCCUUACUGAACAUCAGAGAAUUCCUAUGGAAGAAAAACGAUUUGAAUGUAAUGAAUGUGACAAAGCUUUUAGAUGGCAGUGUAAGCUUACUGCACAUCAGAGAAUUCAUACUGGAGAGAAACCCUUUGAAUGUAGAGAAUGCAGGAAAACCUUCCAUGAGAAAUCAUGCCUUACUCUACAUCAGAGAAUUCAUACUGGCGAGCAACCUUUUGAAUGUGAUGAAUGUAGAAAAAACUUCAGCCAGAGGUCAUCACUCAUUUUACACCAGAGAAUUCACACUGGAGAAAAACCAUAUGAGUGUAAUGAAUGUGGUAAAUCCUUCAUGUGGAAGAGUCAAUUUAAUAAACACAAGAAUAUUGCAAAUGGAAAGAAAUCCUUUGAAUGUAGUGUAUGCAGGAAAAUUUUCCAUGACAAAUCUCACUUUACUGUACAUCAGAGAAUUCAUACUGGAGAAAAGCCUUUUGAGUGCAGAAUGUGGGAAGAACUUUAGCCAGAGAUCAUCGCUCAUUUCACAUCAGAGAAAUCAUAUUACAAAGAAACUCUUUGAAUGUAAUGAAUAUAGGAAAGCCUUCUGUGACAAGUCCCACCUUACUGUACACCAGAGAAUUCAUACUGGAGAAAAACCUUUUGAAUGUAAGGAAUGUGGGAAAACUUUUAGCCAGAGUUCCUCACUUAGUUCACACCAGAGAAUUCACUCAGGAGAGAAGCCCUUUGAGUGUAAUGAAUGUGGGAAGGCCUUUCGGGACAAAUCUCAUCUUACUGUACAUCAGAGAAUUCAUACUGGAGAGAAACCCUUUGAGUGUAAGGAAUGUGGGAAAAACUUCACCCUGAGAUCAUCACUUAGUUCACAUCAGAGAAUUCACACUGGGAAGAAGCCUUUUGAAUGUAAUGAAUGCGAAAAAGCCUUCCGAGACAAAUUUCACCUUAUUGAACAUCAGAGAAUUCAUACAGGAGAGAAACCCUUUGAGUGUAAGGAAUGUGGCAAAACCUUCCAAAACAAAUAUCAGCUUUCUGUACACCAGAGCACUCAUACUGGACAGAAACCUUUUGUCUGUAUUGAAUGUAAGAAAACUUUCAUAUCAAAGAGUCAACUUAAUAAACACAAGAGAAUUCACACUGGUGAGAAACCCUUUGAAUGUGAUAACUGUGGAAAGGCCUUCACUCGCAAGGACCACCUUACUGAACAUCAGAGGAUUCAUACUGGUGAAAAACCGUAUGAGUGUGCUGAAUGUGGGAAAAACUUCAGCCAAAGGAAAUCCCUUACAUUCCAUCAUAGAAUUCAUUCUGGAGAAAGGCCUUUUGAGUGUACUGAAUGUGGGAAAAACUUCAAUUAUAAGAAGUCCUUUCUUUUUCAUCAGAGAACUCAUAUGGGAGAAAAACCCUUAGAGUGUAAUGAAUGUGGAAAAUCCUUCCAUAACAGAUCUCAGCUUGUUGUUCAUCAAAGAAUUCAUACUGGAGAGAAACCCUUUGGGUGUCAUGAAUGUGGGAAAGCAUUCUACAAUAAAUCUCAGCUUAAUGUACAUCUGAGAACACAUACUGGAGAGAAACCCUUUAAGUGUAAUGAAUGUGAGAAAGCCUUCCAUCACAAAUCUCAGCUUGUUGCACAUCAGAGAAUUCAUACUGGAGAGAGACCCUUUGAAUGUAAUGAAUGUGGAAAAGCUUUCCACAACAAAUCUCAGCUUACUGUACAUCAGAGAAUUCAUACUGGAGAAAAACCAUAUAAGUGUAAUGAAUGUGGGAAAAGUUUCAGCCAUAGAAAAUCAUUCAUUUUCCAUCUGAGAAUUCACACUGGAGAGAAACCAUAUGAGUGUAAUGAAUGUGGGAAAGCUUUCCACAACAAAUCUCACCUUACUGUACACCAGAGAAUUCAUACUGGAGAAAAACCAUAUGAGUGUAAUGAAUGUGGUAAAAAAUUUAGCCUGAGUUCAUCCCUUACUAAACAUCAGAGAAUUCAUACUGGAGAAAAACCCUUUGAGUGUAAUGAAUGUGGGAAAAACUUCAGCCGGAAGUCAUCACUUAUUUUACAUCAAAGGAUCCACACGGGAGAAAAACCCUUUGAGUGUAAUGAAUGUGGAAGAAACUUCAGCCAGAGGUCAUCACUGGUUUCACAUCAGAGAACUCAUACUGGAGAAAAACCCUUUGAGUGCAAUGAAUGUGGCAAAAAUUUCACCCGAAGGUCCUUACUUAGCAAACACAAAACCAUUCAUACAGGAGAGAACCCCAAGUAAUAUGAUAAAUGUGGGAAAGCUUUGCCAUGCAGAGUUAGUAAAGGAGAAUUUAUGCUGGAGGGGAGGCUUGAAACCUUUGAAACAGAGUUCAUGCUUGACUUGUUAUCAGAGACCUCCUAUUGACAAAUUUGAAAAACAGCAAAUGCAGAAAAGUCUUCAGCCAAACUGGAUGCUUUACUGACUGUCUGAGAGUGUGUGGUGAGAAAUCCCCUAGGGCAAUAAAAUGCAGGGAGGUCUUUGGUACUAAUGAACACUUUAGAAGGCUCAGACAAUUCCCACAGAAGAAAAAGUCAUGAAUACAGUAACCAUGGGAUGAUUUUCAUGGCAUAUAGUUCCUUCUUAUUUAAUAGCAUAGACUUGGUGCUGGAGAUGAGUUGCAGCAAUGUGCUAAUGGUGGGAGCCUCCUAACAGCUGGCUGCCAUUUGUUUGAUGCUGGAGUGCCAAGAUCACUGACUUGGUCACAAGCCACACUACUUUGUGGUGUUUUGAGAGAGGCAAAUAAUGAUUUUCUUUGUUUCUCCUGAACUCUAAGCAGUUUCUACUGGUUACCACCAGAUGGCAGUGGAGUCGUACUGGUUAGCACAUCUCCAACAAUUAUCUGAAAAAACGUCUUUUAUUUUUAACUCCCAGGCAUAAGUUAUAGGCAUUCAGAUGCAUAAGAAACCUCAGUCUGAAAGGUUUAUAUAUUGUUGUUUUUUUAAACCCUCACCUUCCAUCUUGGAAUCGAUACUGUGUAUUGGUUCCAAGGCAGAAGAGUGGUAAGGGCUAGGCAAAUGGAGGUUAAGUGACUUGCCCAAGGUCACACAGCUGGGAAGUGUCUGAGGCCAGAUUUGAACUCAGGACCUCCCGUCUCUAGGCCUGGCUCUCAAUUCACUGAGCUACCCAACUGCCCCCUUGUAUAUUGUUUUUUAACAUAGUCACAAAAACCAUCAGAGCAAAAUGGGAAAUAUAUUUGUGCAUUAAAUACUUUCUUCUUUCAUUAAUUUAUUUAUGUUUCAUAAUAAGUUUUAUUGAUGCCUUUUUCCCCCCAUCAUGCUCAUUUCUCCACAAAGCUUUACCCCACUCCAUCUGCUUCUCAUAAAAGUCUGGUGUCCAGCAUCGAUGCCAAUUUAUAACAAUAGGAACAGUGAUUCAAUAGGCAAGUUCUAGUGAAUAGGCAGAUUUAAGAUAGAGAAAUACAAAUUAUCCUCACCAUAUGAAAAAAACAUGAAAAAUCUCUAUGAUUCUAAAAUGUCUGAGAUUCUUUUCAACACUCAUAGAUUUCUCAAAUAUUUUUAAUGGUGAAAAGAUCUGAUGUUGGCGUGGUUAUGUCAAAAAGAGGCAUGCUUUUAUGCUGCUUGUGGAGUUGUGAAUUAUUUGAAUGACGCUACUAAAAAUAUUCCAUGUAAAACUCCUAAAAUAUUACAUAUUUUCUUAGUUAUAAGUCACUCUUUCCCUUCCUUCCAAAAAUAUCAUUGAUAACUUUUGUACAUCAUGUUCAUUUCCCAUCAUAUUUCCUCCCUAUCUCCUAUAAGGGACUUUCUUUUUACAGAUGGAAAAGAGUUAAUGGUUGGGCUACACCACUGUGACAAAAAUAAUAUGACUUUAGUUUACACAGUUGGUGCUUUGCCAAUGGAAAUCCCAAGGAACGACUUUUGGGCCCUAUGCACAAUAGUAACAUUAAUUUGGAGGGACAAAAGGUCUAGAAGAAUAGAGGAAUUAAUGGGGGAUCAAAUGUAGGAAUGAAGGAGACAUAGUCCUUCUAGACCCAAACUAUAUACCAGAGUAGUCUAAGUCAUCAAAAGUAUUUGGUACUGAUUUAAAAAGCAUAUCAGUGGAACAGAUGAGAGAAGACAGAAUCAGAACCAGUUAACAUUCGUAGCUAUUAGUGGGGCCAGUUAAGCUAUGACCCCCAAGUCAAACCAUGGUGUACUAUGGGUACCAUGACUUUAUUUUCAAUAUGCAUAAUGAUAUAUUUGUUAUUUAGGGUUUUAUGAUUGUAAAUACCUUCCAUUGGUCUUUCUGUUUGCUUCAUUUGCUCAUUCAUUACUUAUUAGACAUGAUUUUAUAAUCUCUUCCUCAAACUGUUCCUCCAUAAACCAAAAAGACUGAUUAUAAGCAUGCACAGCACAGCACAACGCAUUCCCAGACUGACCACGUGACCAAAUGUAUGCCCAUCUGCAUUCUAAGUUUGGCACCUUUCCAGCAGGAAGUGAGUGAUGUGUUUCAUCUUUAGUCUUGUGACAUUGCAUUGAUUCUUCCUUUACGUAAAUGCAUUGAUUUUGCUUGUUAGAGCAAAAUCAGGAGAACCACAUCUGGACAUUGCUAGAUUAAUGAGUAAGGCUCCUCCUCUAGUCAUAGGCUCUUGUGAAGAUUGUUUUUCUGCUAGAUAAAGCUCCCCUCUCCCACCAUCUAAUAAGCAUUCCUAUAUAGAAUCCCAAGGUAAACCUCUAAGGGCAGACCGUGAGCCAAGGGCCAUUGCUCUCUCAUUGGACAGCCUCAUAUCCUAAUGCUAUCUCCUGGCAAUGGCCACGUCAUUCCGAGACUUCAAGAAUUCCCUUGAACCAUGGUACCCAUACUCAACUGUGCAAGCCUGGAUAAAUUUGCUUCUUUCCCCCCCUUAUGCCCCUAAGGUAGAUGAGGUCUCCUGCUGGUUCUGGAGUUAUGGUUUGAUAGAUUUAUCUACUUGGGUCCAAAACGAUGCCCCACACCAGAGUUUACAAAUGCGAUGUCAGCGUUCCUUGUUAACAUAACUUUCCUAGGGACAGGGGAAAUGAAUGUUCCAUUCCUUUCCCCUUUAUCCCCUAUAAUAUAUUAUAUACUCUCAAGGACCCUAAACUAUAGUUUGGGGAGUGAAGGAAGCAUACUUUGCUUUUCUAACAAGGGUUACCAUAGCACUCCAAGGAGUAGUGUGAAGUGCAGCUGUGCCCUUUCCUGUAAAAAAGGUGAAAGUUGAGAAGCCAUCUUUGGAGCCCCACUCCUGUGAACUCAUUUGUCAUCGAUCUAGAGCUUUGCAGCAUCUCAGUCUACUAGGACUCUCUUCCUGAAUCUUCAACUGACUGGAUGGAAUGUACUCUUCAAAAUCUGAUGUGGAUACGUGUCUUGGCCAUGGGGUCUUGCUUUCCCCUCCCUGUAGCAUGGACACUGAUUGACUAAAAAUAGUCACUCAUUUGGAGAGGCAUUUGCUGCCAAGUAUAGAAAUAAAAUGGGUAUUUAACAGGAUCUAUUCUUUUUGUUUUAAUGAAGGAAUCUUAGAGACCUAGACAAACAGCACUGAUUCACUAGCCAAGUGUACAAUAAACCCAGGACCAUAAA
Messenger RNA from Monodelphis domestica (gray short-tailed opossum), 5786 nucleotides. NCBI's taxonomy places the organism in Eukaryota, Metazoa, Chordata, Mammalia, Didelphimorphia, Didelphidae. The record is from RefSeq and is a predicted model, not a curated record.